GUGGAUCUGGACUAUUGACAGAAUUGAGCUGGCAACGGCAGCCAAGAGCUGUUCCUCGUUUGUCCUCACUUCGCAGAGGACAUUGACGGAAACGGAAGUCGUUUCUUAGAAUGGCCGAAAAGGACUAUCAUUUCACGUGCCGCUCAUAAUGUUUUGGUACGACCGCAGAUGCGGGGGCGAGAGAUCGCGAUUUGUAGUUAGCAGAUUGCCAAGUGGAGCAUGCGACUAGGCUGGCAUUCGUUCACUGCCGCUAACUGUCGCCACUGGGCCUCAGGUUGUUUCGUCCAUGUGGCAGCCUGCCAUCUCUCCCCAUGUUCUGCCGUUCCCGACACUGCGUCAAGCAUAGAGCAGUGCCCAGACUGUGUUGGCCGGUGGUACCGUCAGACGGCCACUCAAGGCCAAAACUUCAACCCGAGAAGCCAAGUGCUAGCUAUCGAUGCAAGAUCCGCGUCUGCUCUCAGCAACUUUCAUUCCUCCCGAGGUGGCUGAUUUUCUUGCGAUGCCGUGCUAGUAGGGUAAUCACCUAACUUCUUCGUACUGGAGCCGCCAUGCCGCAUUCCUCACAACGGAUCGCUUCGCCGUCCGAAUCGCAAUCCUCGUCGCUUGCCGUCAAGCCGUGGUCCGCAGAGGAGGACGCGGUUCUGCUGCGCCAUGUGCUGCCUUGCGGCACGAGGCAGUGGGGGGAGUUGGGGAGGAGCGGUCAGCUGAAGAGAAACAACAAGUCGUGCUGUAACCGCUACAUCUUCCUCAGAAGGAAGUUCGUGCAACGCUUUCAGGAGAAUCUCCUGAGACUGCAUCUGGGAGGCGCUGCAUUCCCCCAACACAUAGCCUUGGACGCGCACAGCCAGUUGCUGCUGAGGCGUGAUGGCCAGCAGCAGCAGCAGCAGCAGCAGCAGCAGCAGCAGCAGCAGCAGCAGCAGCAGCAGCAGGCUGGCGUGGGUUCACCCUGGUCGCCAUCGCCUGCUCUUACUUUCGGUGGGCUGUCGUUUGAUGAGUGCAGGAGCGUCUUCCUCUCACCCAAUGCACACCGCCCAACAGCCCACGCGAGCCUCGUGUCUGCCUUCAGCGCUGCUGCUGCUUCCCAUGCCGCGGUUCUCUCCACAACACAAGCAGACCCCUCAUCAGCCUUCGUCCCUGAUACUGCUUCCCAUGCCGCUGCGUUCUCCACCGCUGCUGCUGUCCCAGUUGCUCCCACCUCCACUGGUGCUGCUGUCUCCAGUGCCGCUUCUUGCACCUCCUCUGCUGUGGCUGCUGCAGUUUCCGGUGCUGCUUCUUUCCCCAAUGCCGCUGCAGUCUCCAGUGCUGGGUUGAUCGAUGCAGCGUUUUCGAAUGCGGCUGCUGCCCUCAAGUUGCCCAUGAAGCGAGCAAGGGGUGACUGCGGCGGGCUUAUGGUGAGCCAAUCCCUGCGGGGUCUGGCUGGGAUUGGGUGGGCCCACCGCACACUGCGCCACUCGCAGUCCUUGGACGGCCGUCUCCUGCAGCAGGGUGGGGAGAGGAGCCAUGUGCACUCAGCGGUGUGGCCUCGCGUGGCGUCGGAGAGCGCCCUUCCAGACGAUGUGCUGCUGGGAUCCAGCUGCGAGGGCCCUCGCUACAGCGUGCCGCAUGCACCACUGCCAGCACCACUGCUAGCACCCCUGCCAGCUCCACUGCCAGCACAACUGCCAGCCACUCUCUCCACGCAGCCACAGGCAGCACUGCCAGCGCCUCUGCUCAACCAACUCUCAGAUCUGUCUGGUUCUGUUCCCGGGACUAUAAGCAGCUGCUUUGGAGGGCCGCUAUCCUUUGAGAAUGGCUCUGUGGGACAGGAGCUGGUCCCGGCCAUGGGCCCAUGCAGCAUGGCGCCAGAGAUCGACCCUGCGGCUCUGACUGGUUCUGUUCCCGGGGAUAUAAGCAGCUUCUUAGGAGGGGUGCUCUCCUUUGAGAAUGGCUCUGUGGGACAUGAGCUGGUUCCGUCCAAGGGCUCAUGCAGCGCGGUGCAUGAAAUCGACCCUCUGCUUCUGUACGCGCGUGCCUCUCACCUGUGUCUGGCUGAGUGUGUUCCCCAUGUGCACUUGGCCACUGAGCCUCAGGGACAGCCUCUCGCAGCCUGCCUUCCCGAGCCAGUGCUGCCAGAGUGGUUGCUGGAACAAGGGGGGACGGGGGUGGGGGAUGUUCAGGUGCACAGGCAUGAACACCCGGUGGGACAAGGAGUGAGUGUGGAAGGAGUAAGUCCACCGCAGAGGUGCCAGCAGCAGCAGCUGAAAGGUCAUCAGCGUCUGGAGCUCGUGCGCAUUCCCUCGCUGCUUUCGCACCUUCCACUGCCAGAGCCACUGGCACAACCACAACCACUGCCACUGCCACGGCCACUGCCACUGCCACAACCACUGUCAGAGCCACUGCCAGAGCCACUGCCACAACCACAAUCACAACCACUGCCACUGCCACUGCCACUGCCACAACCACUGCAAGAGCGACUGCCACAACCACUGCAAGAGCCACUGGCAGAACCACAACCACUGCCACUACCAUGGCCACUGCCACGGCCACAACCACUGCCAGAGCCACUGCCUCUAGAACAGGCAUUGGCACUGGCACCGUCACAGGCAUUGGAACAGGCGUUCGCGCUCGCGCCGUCACAGGCGCUUCUCCUGUCUGCUCUUUCCCAACAGCCACUGGCCCUUGGCGCAACCAGUACUAACCCUCCAGGCGCACAGUACAUGCCCGCAAUCCCCAGGGGCUCACACAUACGACCAAGCCCUGCCUUGCUGCACAAGCCAUUAAUCCCUUCACCAUACUGCAUGCCUGCUGCCCCGUCGCACUUACAACCACGCCCUGCCUUUCCGUGGGAGUCCCGUAUCCCUUCUCCAGAUCUCAUGAGCCCGGCGCCUGUUCCUUGGCCCAGCACGGCUGAUGAUGCUCCAGGAGGUGAUGGGGCUUCUUUGCAUGCCACGGUUGCUCCUGGCAUCGACCCGAACAUGCUUGCCUCAACUAACUUAUUUGAGCUUGGAGGAACAACUGACGUGAAGCCCGAGAGUGGCCGCUGGGAUGGAAGCAUGAUUUUCCAUAGCGAGAAUUUGCAUGUACCGUAUGGCUUUCCAGAUACAGCCAUGUGCCUUCCUAGGAUGCCACCAUCCGCACAUAUACUCCAGGUUCAUCAGGGUUCUCCAGGGUGGCUUAACGCCUGAUGUCAUUGUUAAAGCCUGUGGCCCAAAACGUUCAUGCUUUAAAAUAACAUGUGUAUUAGUUA
Messenger RNA from Closterium sp. NIES-67, 3226 nucleotides. The record is from the annotation of a GenBank genome assembly. Lineage: Eukaryota; Viridiplantae; Streptophyta; Zygnematophyceae; Desmidiales; Closteriaceae.